Molecule: messenger RNA, 1074 nt
Organism: Exophiala aquamarina CBS 119918
Lineage: Eukaryota; Fungi; Ascomycota; Eurotiomycetes; Chaetothyriales; Herpotrichiellaceae
Exons: 6
Coding region: 1-1074 (357 amino acids)
Molecular function (GO): metallopeptidase activity
Source: RefSeq, a predicted model, not a curated record
AUGAACUUUUCGUCUACAAUUGUCGUUCUCUUGAUUGCGGUCUCUCGAGUGCUGGCACUUCCGCAAAGUAUAACUGGUUUAUCCCGCGUCCGUUCCGUCAUUGCUCCUCUUCCACCUCCACCGGAUCUCGCAGACUAUUCUAUACGGCCUUAUCCUCCACUUGAACCAGGCGUGCUCGGCAACGUCAGUCUCCAAAACCUCCUUGGUACUCGGCUGUAUGGAUGGUUAAUUCAAAUUGUGUUUGAAAACAUCAACGAGGUUUAUUCGGUAAUCCCAUUUCCUUUCUCACACUGGAUUAAAGUCCGAUGCAGCAGCAAGGUAGACUCGGAGGGAGAUCCAAAAAACAUAUGUGGAGAUAGAGAAGACCCCCCUCAAUGCCUACCUGACGGACCCUCACGACCCGACCCAGAAAUGGAAAGAAUUGAGGCUUUUAGCGACAAUAAUAUGCCUGGUGAAUAUGACGAAACCACCUUCUGCAGCCGGUUUUUCGAACAUCAAUCCUUGACGGAUGCUGUAAAUCUUGGAAUUUCGAAGCGGAGCAAGGACAUGUGGGACUACGACAACCGAGCGCGUGUCUUUCUCCAUGAGGUGACACAUCUGGAUUUUUUCGUUAAUGCCCCGGCUCAAACUCCAUUUAUAGACGACCUCACCAUAUCGUUGAAAAAGAACAAGUUAUCCGACUUUGACAGCGUAUAUGGCCCAUUUAGAGCCAAAGUCUUAGCCAAUUAUAGGACCAAUCGAGGUGGCUUCUAUACCCAGCGCAACGCUGAUAAUUAUGCCUGGUAUGCAUUGACAAAGUAUGUCUGGGGAAAGUUAGGAGGCAAAAUAGAUGAUUAUCCAUCAGACCCGCAGACAUUAGGUGUCAAGCCGGUCAAAGCACCUACAAACAGAGACGGACAGAGGAUAACUGAGCUAGAGAAUGAAGAAACCACUGACCCGGCUUUUGUGGGUGUUACCAAUAUCACAUUUCCGUUCAACGGAAUGACUGAGGAAGAAUUUGACACCGAAGUGCGGUGGUACAAUCGACAAGGCUGUCUCCUUGAAGAAAAAGUCGAAUGCUGCUUAUCAAUGUAA